This is a messenger RNA of Oryzias melastigma (Indian medaka), 2419 nucleotides long. RefSeq names its product CoA synthase (gene coasy). Gene Ontology annotation, molecular function: ATP binding; dephospho-CoA kinase activity; pantetheine-phosphate adenylyltransferase activity. The coding region runs from base 214 to 1866 and encodes 550 amino acids. The record is from RefSeq and is a predicted model, not a curated record. Lineage: Eukaryota; Metazoa; Chordata; Actinopteri; Beloniformes; Adrianichthyidae. Gene Ontology annotation, biological process: coenzyme A biosynthetic process. The transcript is spliced from 10 exons.
UUUGACGUGCGCAUGCGCGGUGAGGAGCUGGACCCUGAGUGACUUCCUCUUUGCUGUUUAGAAACGAGUAAACUAGAAACAACAAAACACACGUUGAAGACCGUGAGAUGAACGACAUUCUUAGUUAAUUUAAGAACAAUAUUGCAUAAAUUCCGCACCAUGGACCUGUUAUUAGAGUCCCAGUAGGUUCGGUCGACGGAGGGAGUCCCAACCAUGUUCAGCACGGGCAUCCUCGUGCUGACGUCUCCUCUUCACAUCCUCCCUCUACGGAUUGCUCCGGUACUCAGCUCUGCUGCCCAGCUCGUAGACCGCACCCUGUAUGUCCACCUCCACCCCGGGUUGAACCUGGGAGGUGGGAGCCCGCCUCGGCCAGUUUUCCUCCCACCGGUGGUGGAUCUGUCCACGUUCAUUACUCGUCUGUACAGCAACGCGGCAGACGUGUGCGGCCAUUUAGAUGUCCGUUUUUUGCUGACCAAUAUCCACGCUCACCCGGCCAGUAGCCAGACUCCGAGCUCUCCCUUCCCCAGCCCACAGCCUCUGUCUCACUCCCCAGAGGUUGUGCUCACGGAUUUUGCGGUGCAGGACCCGCACCAGACCCGCCAGGUCACACAGCGUCUGGAGAAGUACACCGGCUGCUGCUACGUCUGUCGGCCCGGCCUGUCAUCGGUGCUUCUUCACCCGCAGCUGCAAGAAAAUGAAGACAGGCUGAAAAAUCAGGGAGAGAAAUCAGAAUGUUUGGAGACCUACAGCGAUGUGGUGGUGGGGGGGACGUUCGACCGCCUCCACGGAGCCCACAAGUCACUACUUAAUGUUUCAAGCGUGCUGGCAAAUAAACGGUUUGUCAUCGGUGUGUGCAACCAGGCAAUGCUUAAAAAAAAAGUGUUAAAAGAGCUGAUCGAGCCUUACUCGUUGCGAGUCCAGAAGCUGAAAGAGUUUCUACAAGACAGCAAACCCUCACUCCAGGUGGAGAUCGUGCCUCUGGACGAUCCUUUCGGAGUGUCCAUAGUAGACCCCAUGCUGAAGUGCAUUGUGGUCAGUGAGGAGACGAAGAAGGGAGGCGAAGCUGUUAACAAGAAACGCAUCGAGAAUGGUCUUCAGCCUCUUGUUCUUCAUGAGAUCCAGUUACUCAAAGAUGUCCACCACACUGACAUCGAGGAGGAGAAGAUCAGCUCCUCCAGUCUACGCUUUCGUCUGCUGGGGACUCUUCUCGCUCCUCCAAAGGACACCUCCCAUCUCCCCACUCUUCCAUACGUGAUUGGGCUGACGGGGGGCAGCGGCAGUGGAAAGACCUCCAUUGCCAAACAGCUGGAAGCUCUGGGCGCAGUUCGCAUCGACUGCGAUAAACUAGGUCACGAAGUGUACCAGACGGGAACAGCAGCCUAUCACAAAGUACUGGAAGUCUUUGGGUCAGAAAUUCUAAGUGAGGAUCAAAGUAUAAACAGGCGAGCGCUGGGGAGGAAAGUCUUUGGAAACCAGGAGCAGUUGAAAGCAUUGACAGACAUUGUGUGGCCUGAAAUCGCCGUGUUAGCACAAAACAAAAUAAACCAAGCCAGAGAAGAAGGUAAACGUGUUUGUGUGGUGGACGCAGCUGUUCUCCUCGAGGCUGGUUGGACAGACUGGAUCCAUGAGGUCUGGCUCACCAUCAUCCCGGAGGAAGAGGCAGUUUCUAGGAUAACGGAGCGGGAUGGCGUGACCACAGAAGACGCCCAGCACAGGCUGCAGAGUCAGUGGUCCAACAGCAAGCAAGUGGAGCACGCCAAUGUUGUCCUCAGUUCUCUGUGGGAGCCGGAGAUCACUCAGAAACAGGUACUGAAAGCCUGGAACCUUCUGCAGCAGAGAAUCCAACAGAAGCUGGGAGGAUUGUAAAGUGAUGCUGGAGGGUCGCAUCACAAGUGUCAGGCGCAGGGACGUGUGCAAAAAUGACGGAACCACAUAAGGAUGUGCGGCCUUUGAGAGCAUGUUAGGAUCGCCGGUAUUCCAGUGCUGCACAGCCAUCCAGCUGUCUCCCCUCCAGUCAGUGCCUGUGCCAGGUGCCUGUUUUUAAAAAAUCUGAUUUUAGCCUAGUUUAAAGACUGAAAACAGACCGACUAACCAAAUAGUCUCUAUCUUCAAUUUGAAAGUCAUCGUUAAAAUUUAUAUAAAAAAAGAAACUGUUUUUAAGAAUCUCAUGAAUUCUAAAACAGUCAUUUUAAAGAUGGGUUUUGUUCGACAGUUCUGGUUAUUUAGAAAUAAACCACAAUAUUUUAAUUUUAAUCAUUUAUAUCCGCAAUUCUUUUGGAGCAUGAAAAAAAUCUAAAGAAGAGAAAACUAUGGAGCCAAAACAUGUAAACUAAGAAGUAUUUUGCUUCAAAAAAUACAUUUGAUUAAAAAACAAAAAAAAAAAAAAGACAUAGGAACAUUAUUUUAGUUUAAAAAAAAA